CGCUUGGUCUGCCCGGUAGAUUCCCUAGCCUUUGAGCAUUCCAUCCUCUUCAUUAUUUCCUCGGGCCAACUGCAUCUUCAUAACAUCCAACGUACUUCCAACGUACUUCCAUCAUACUUUUCCAUUGACCUACCCUUUACUUAAUCGCCAGCCUGUUGCCCGAGAAUUUCGGGUUAAUAGAAAAAAAGCAUCAUGGGUUCCGUGUACAUCCCUCCGAUCCGCCUCGCGAUCCUCGAAGCCGACAGCCCAGUUCCUGGAAUUAAAGCUAAAUACGGGUCGUACGGCGGGGUCUUCAAAUAUCUUUUUGAGAGGGCGUGUGCAUCAUUAGAGCCACCCCAACCCCUCUCUGCCAUACUCCAGCUCUCGUCUCACGACAUCGUAAAUCACCCCGACUCGUACCCGGACCCCGAGACGAUCGACGCCAUCCUCAUCAGCGGCUCUAAGUACUCCGCAUAUGACAAUGACGAUUGGAUCGUCCGCCUCACUCAGUAUACGAGGCGGUGUCUCGAAGGCGGCCGCGUCCGUGUUAUCGGCGUCUGCUUCGGCCACCAGAUAGUCGGCCGUGCCCUUGGGGUCGAAGUCGGCAAGAAUGUUCGCGGGUGGGAGAUAAGCGUCACCGACCACGAGCUCACAGAGGAGGGAAAAAAGCUGUUUGGCGUACAGAAGCUGGCUAUCCACCAAAUGCACCGUGAUCAGGUGUUCUCGUUACCCCCAGGCGCCAUCCAACUGGCCCGCACCGACGUGUGCGAUGUGCAGGCUAUGUAUAUCCCGAAGCGAUUUAUCACGGUGCAGGGCCAUCCCGAGUUCACCGACGAUAUGGUGCGCGAGAUCCUCGAGAUGCGCCGAUAUGGUGGCAUUCUGGGCCCGGAUAUCUUUGAGGACGGCAUGCGUCGUGUUAGUAAUAAACACGAUGGCGUCGCCGUUGCUAGGGCUUUCCUGCGUUUCCUCCGACAGUAAGCAAUAGUAGAGAAGGGCAAGGUAAAGUAUACGAGAGGAAAUGGAAAUUUAUAUAGGCAUCCUCGAACACCACCAUAAUAAGACGGGGCAGAAAUGAUCCGCAGGCCGCAGGUGU
This is a messenger RNA of Daldinia vernicosa, 1072 nucleotides long. RefSeq names its product class I glutamine amidotransferase-like protein. Gene Ontology annotation, cellular component: nucleus; cytosol. The transcript is spliced from 2 exons. NCBI's taxonomy places the organism in Eukaryota, Fungi, Ascomycota, Sordariomycetes, Xylariales, Hypoxylaceae. The record is from RefSeq and is a predicted model, not a curated record. Bases 193 to 957 code for a protein of 254 amino acids.